AUGUCAAAAUUCCAUUGUGAUGUUUGUGCAUCAGACUGUACGAACCGUGUCAGGAUAUCAUGUGCCAUAUGUCCCGAAUACGAUCUUUGUGUCCCCUGUUUUGCGAGUGGAUCAUACACUGGGACACAUAAACCAUAUCAUGAUUAUAAAAUAAUUGAAACUAAUUCAUUCCCAAUAUUUGAUGAAGAUUGGGGAGCUGAUGAAGAACUAGCAUUGAUCCAAGGUUCACAAUCUCUCGGGUUGGGGAAUUGGCAAGAUGUUAGUGAGCAUAUUGGGGGCCGUAAUAAGGAUGAAGUUUCUCAACAUUAUGAAGAUGUUUAUCUAAAGAGUAAAGAGUAUCCAAUCCCAGAGAUGGAUAAAGAUUUUUCAUACAUUUCUACAAGUGAGAUGUCCAAGAAGAAGAAGAGAAGAUUAGAUGAACGGAGGAAUGCUCCGUUGCCACCACCAAGGAAACCUGUUGCGAGUGUUCCAUUGUGUCAUGAAGUGCAAGGUUUUAUGCCUGGGAGAUUGGAAUUUGAACAUGAGUUUGAAAAUGAAGCUGAGAUUACUGUUAAGGAUAUGAUUUUCGAUCCUGAUGAUCAAACUACGGAUAUUGAAUUGAAGUUGGCAAUUUUGGAUAUUUAUAAUUCAAGAUUAACUUCAAGAGCUGAAAAGAAGCGAUUAUUAUUUGAGAAUAAUUUAUUAGAAUAUAGGAAAAAUGCAAGUAUUGAUAAGAAGAGAAGUAAAGAAGAAAGAGAGUUGUUUAAUAAAUUGAAAGCAUAUGCUCGUGUUAUGAAUCCUCAAGAUUUUGAAGAAUUUUCCAAAGAUAUGUUGAGUGAAUUGUAUUGUCGUUCAAGAAUUCAACAAUUACAAGAAUGGAGAAAGAAUGGAUUAACAACGAUUGAAGGUGGGUUAAAAUAUGAAAAGGACAAGACUCAAAGAUUGGCAAAUUUACAAAGGUAUGGGUAUUCUAAUUCUACUAGUAAUAAUAAUGGAACUUCAAGACAUACGGUGAAUUCAUUACAACAUCAAUCUACAUCAAGAAGUAGAACUCCAUUGAAUGGUGAUGGAUCAUUUAUUAAGAAAAAUAAAAAUUUAUCUAUAAAUGAGAUUCAACAUUCAAAUGAUUUUAAUUUGUUAAGUAAUGAAGAACAAGAAUUAUGUUUAACAUUGAAAAUUUUACCAAAACCUUAUAUUGCCAUAAAGGAAAACUGGUGGGAUUUUGAAAAAAAAACGUGUAAAGAAUUGUUAAAGAUUGAUUCAACAAAAGCUAAUAGAAUUUAUGAAUUUUUCCGUCAACAAAAUUGGUUAUGA
Messenger RNA from Hansenula anomala, 1293 nucleotides. It is a transcript of the gene ADA2, whose product is annotated as chromatin-binding transcription regulator ADA2. The record is from RefSeq and is a predicted model, not a curated record. Gene Ontology annotation, cellular component: nucleus; SAGA-type complex. Gene Ontology annotation, biological process: chromatin remodeling; regulation of transcription by RNA polymerase II. The transcript is spliced from 2 exons. The coding region runs from base 1 to 1293 and encodes 430 amino acids. Lineage: Eukaryota; Fungi; Ascomycota; Saccharomycetes; Phaffomycetales; Wickerhamomycetaceae. Gene Ontology annotation, molecular function: chromatin binding; transcription coactivator activity; zinc ion binding.